AUGACCGCCUCCCCAGAGAAAACGGAAUUUGUCGUCGUUCUCUCCGGCCCGCAGCGAGAAGCUGAGAAGACCAGAAACCUCUACACUUUGAACCUGGCCGGGAAGCCCAUCAAGCGGAGCUCGACGGUUCGUGUAUUGGGUCUCUUUAUCGACCAAGACGGCAAAGCCGGCACGUGGACGGCCCGCGUGAAGAAGGAAGAUGGUUACAACUACCAUCACGUUACUACAAAACAACAGGAGGAGCUGGAAAAGUUAAACCGCGAAGCGAUACGAAUCGUAACGGGCCUUCCAAAGUACACCUGGACUGCGGACCUCUAUGCCCACGGCGGGCUGAACAGGCUGGCCGACGUGGCCGAGCAACUCUUGUCUGCACUGAGAACUCGGCUACUGAGCACACGUGCUGGGCAGAGGAUUCUCGCAGAGCUGGGAGACCUCCCGCAACCGGCACCGCCGAUCCCCCCGGUGCAAGAGCCGCCAUGGGAACGACAAAUCAAUCUCACAGACGAUGCACCGCUCCCAAGUCCCAUGGGCCCCGAUCAUCCCGAGAGGAAAUCCUGUUUCGCGGCAGCGCACGAGAAGCUUGUCAAAAACAGAGGUGGAAAGAAACACAUCUGCAUCUACACCGACGGGGCCGCAGAACAGCCGUCACCGGAAGAACCCGGAAGCCCUCUCCGAACAUCAAUAGCCUGGGUUGACACCACCACCCUUGAAGUGGAUGCGUGCGCGCUGCCCCCGGUUGUGGGCGUGAAGGGGGCCGAACUUGAAGCCAUUCUACGAGCAGCGAUACACGCAGAGGAACGUCACUCCGUCGGAACAAAGGUGACUGACAUUACUAUCUACACGGACUCCAGGGAGGCAUAUUCGGAGUGCUGUAACGCAAUCAAGAGUCAGAGCGAACGGGUGCGAAAUAUUCAAGACGUCGCGAAACGCCUACUGCAUGACAGGAACGUCACACUACGAGUCGACUGGGUCCCGGCGCACGCGGGUAUCCGGGCGAACGAAUGGGCUCACAGCGAGGCACGAGCAGCACUGCGCAGAUCAACCGUGUCGGACGCAACCAACAACACAAAAGAGCCCAGACACGCCCCAGCGCCGAGUGAAACUGGCCCGCCGGACGACUUACCUGACUCCGCGGAAUUAGCGGCAGUUGCCAAGAAGGAACGUAAAGCCAUCCUCCUCCGACUGAAACAAGACGCCGCCGCCGAGAACCGUCAGAACCGAGAGAUCCCACCGAUGCCUCCAGACCUGAACCGCAGGGCACAGGUCACCAUAAGGCGGAUUAUAACCAACACCGCCCUCACGCCGGCCCUCAGGCACAAGACGUUCGGCGAUGAUCCCAACAAAGGCAAGUGCCGAGCCUGCGCUAUGCCGGCGACCACCUCGCACCUGGUCUGGGAGUGCCCAACCUAUGGCGCAGCCCGGGAACGCAUUCUGUCGGAGUUACCGGCAGAACACCGACCCACCAGCUACAUCGACUGGAUUCUACCCCAGGACACGUCGCUCGGGACUGUUCAACUCCUGUGGAAGCAUCUCUGCCUCUUCGUCCACGCAGACGGAGGGCCUGAAGCCCUGCUUCUACACGGCCCGCCAAGGAAAGAAAUCCCCCGUGUCUUUCCCCCGCCGCUGCUGAUGCCGUAG
This is a messenger RNA of Ixodes scapularis (black-legged tick), 1638 nucleotides long. RefSeq lists its product as uncharacterized. Gene Ontology annotation, molecular function: nucleic acid binding; RNA-DNA hybrid ribonuclease activity. The coding region runs from base 1 to 1638 and encodes 545 amino acids. The record is from RefSeq and is a predicted model, not a curated record. The transcript is spliced from 2 exons. Lineage: Eukaryota; Metazoa; Arthropoda; Arachnida; Ixodida; Ixodidae.